Messenger RNA from Vespula pensylvanica (western yellowjacket), 563 nucleotides. RefSeq lists its product as uncharacterized. Bases 1 to 501 code for a protein of 166 amino acids. NCBI's taxonomy places the organism in Eukaryota, Metazoa, Arthropoda, Insecta, Hymenoptera, Vespidae. The record is from RefSeq and is a predicted model, not a curated record. The transcript has 2 exons.
AUGGCAAGGCCUGCUAGCGAGGAACAACAUUUUGUCGAAAUGCUUAAUUAUAUAAGCGACAAGAGCGAGACGCCCUUAAACGUUAAAACGUCUAUUAAGAAUUGUUCCGCGAAGGACGAUGGUUCUUUUAUUGAGAACAAUGUUUUGGAGGACGACGACUCAUCGAUAAUCUCCAAUGCUUCGUACUGCUCUUACUCUGCAGACUCUUCGUUCGUCUCUUAUUUUAUCCAAUUGGAAAAUGAAUCUUCUUUCUCAGAGUUGGACGAUACCGAGGACGAUAUCGAUAAUUUCUUGGAUAAGAGUGACGAUUCGUUGGACAGCUGGUGCAUGAUUCCAUCCAACAGCGAUUACGUUAAUACAAGCAGCAACGACGAAGGGAACACUAACUCUUAUCUCAGCGAUAGUUCGAGUCCGGAAAGUUCCUUCUUCUUGGAUUCGACGUCCACGUCUGGAAACGAUUCGAGUAUCGCGUCGUCGGACGACGAAUACUUCGACGAUUAACAUUUUGUUUUUUGAAAGUGAUCAAGUUGAAAUAUUUUUUUUUUUUGUCAAAUAUUGUUUAA